UGCUUCGUGUCUACCUGCAUCAGAUGGAUGAGAUAGAUCGAAGAACGCUACGCGCUAGAACGGGAAUAAACCAUUCUCCGCUUUGUCGGAGUUGUAGGGUGGUUGUCAAAAUUAAGUUUCCCUAAUUUUUCUUCUUGCUUCAACAUACGCCGCCCGCCUUGAAAUCUCUGCGAGUUUCAAUAUAUAUCUCUCCUACUCUAACUACUGUUCAAAUCUACAUUUCAAAUCAUAGUAUAUAAUUAUAUAAUUCAUCACAAAAACUAAGCAAUAUUUUCGGCUUGUGUUUUGCCAAUACUCGGUGCCGCCAGUGCGACAGUUGAUCGGUUGACCUUGACCCAAUGCUACUGGUGAUAAUUCUUCUGCUGUUGGGUCGAUCGAAAGUGCAUUCGAGAUGCAACGUAUUUGUUGUUUUGCUGAUAUUGUGUCGGUGCUGUUGCUGUGUGGAGAUAGUUUACCGAAACCAUCUCGCUGUUGCUGUUAUUCGUGGGCAGUCGGUCCCCUAUGCUGCUACGGUGGAAUGCAUUUCUGCCCUGCUGGAUAUUCUUCCUUCUCGCUGUGGACUCGAUCACGAUUGGUUGCCGGUUGAUUCGUGACUUCUUGGUUGGUUCCAACGGACAUUCCGCCGGACUGGGUGCGUCUCUCAGGACUUCGGUUUUUAGUGAUGGUGACGUCAUCGAUGAUGGUGUGCUGAUGGAUGUUGCUCGGGUGCGAUACGAUACGCUGGUGAUUUUCGGUAUGCUACGAAUGUGCUGUGACUGCGAUGGAUCUCUACGCUGCUUUAAUCGUCAAGUCGAGCUGGUCAUGCUCGCCAACGACUCCGGCGUGGACAUCAAGAGGAUGAAUUGA
Messenger RNA from Topomyia yanbarensis, 846 nucleotides. RefSeq lists its product as uncharacterized. The record is from RefSeq and is a predicted model, not a curated record. The transcript is spliced from 3 exons. Bases 502 to 846 code for a protein of 114 amino acids. NCBI's taxonomy places the organism in Eukaryota, Metazoa, Arthropoda, Insecta, Diptera, Culicidae.